Molecule: messenger RNA, 1290 nt
Organism: Musca vetustissima
Lineage: Eukaryota; Metazoa; Arthropoda; Insecta; Diptera; Muscidae
Product: allergen Tab y 5.0101-like
Exons: 2
Coding region: 1-1290 (429 amino acids)
Source: RefSeq, a predicted model, not a curated record
AUGAUGCUAUUAGCAUCAUCAUUAAAAAGUUCGAUGGCACAGGAAGUUGCCACCGCCACUGUGAUAACGACAACAACAACACCAACGGAAAGUUCAAAUUUUACCAAUAAAUUGCAAACGGAAAUUGAAGAAAAAAGAAGAGAAGAUGAAAAUUCCUCAAUAACUGAUAGUCCAACAACAACAACAACAACAACAUCAGAAACAGCAACAGUACUUAAUGUAACACAGGACACCACUACAACAACAGAAGCAACAGCAACAACGGCAGCACCAGUCAAUAGUAACAAAAUUGAGCUAAUAACUGAUGCUCCUCCAUUAACGACAACCACAACGAAGAUGACUAACCAGACCACAACCUCACACACUGAUCCGCAUACAGACGAUGUAGGUCCUUUUACCACCACCACCCACACACCAACCUUCAGCACUACCACAACUGAGUCGCCAAUAAGUUCAUCUUCUUCUUCUCCUCCGACAUCGUCGUCGCCCAACGUUACUUUGACCUCUGAUCUGUAUUGUAACCCCUCACUGUGUGAAUCAUACAACGGCACCCACACACAAGUGUUGCCACACGUUGCUUGCCACAAUCCUGGGCACUUUGCUGCAACCUGCGGUGCCCAACCACACCUGCUGCACAUGAGCGAACGACGUCGUAAUCUCAUUUUGGCUUUGCAUAAUUUGGCACGUUCCCGCAUAGCAUCGGGUCAAGUGGCCGGUUACAAACCAGCCUCGCACAUGCCACAAAUUAAAUGGGACACCGAAUUGGAGCAUUUGGCCACGUUGCACGUGCAACGUUGCAGCUUUACUCAUGACCUGUGCCGCAAUACGCCCCGCUUUCCCUACAGCGGCCAGAAUAUCGGUUACUAUUGGAUAAGACGUGAAAUCAAGUCGCAUUCUCGUCGCAUGAAAAACUUUAUUGUCAAUUGGUUUAAGGAACACAUCGAUGCCAAUCAAUCAUUCAUUGAUGCGUAUCAUUUGCAUCCGGAGGGCAAGAAAAUUGGCCAUUUCACACAAAUGGUAGCCGAUCGUGUACAUCGUGUCGGUUGUGCUGCAAUUCGUUAUCAUGAACCCGAUCAACCGUUGGAUACCAAGUUCCUAAUGACCUGCAAUUAUGAUUAUACAAAUAUCUAUACGGAACCGAUAUAUCAGAGUGGACCACCAGCAUCGAAAUGUUCCUAUAAUAUAAGUGAAAAAUAUCCGGCUCUAUGCGAUUGGAAAGAAGCUAACUAUGAAUAUGAAAUUGAAGACGAAGAAGCGGAGAAUGCCACAUUUAAUAAUGUACGAUAUUAA